Messenger RNA from Rotaria sp. Silwood1, 1209 nucleotides. The record is from the annotation of a GenBank genome assembly. Lineage: Eukaryota; Metazoa; Rotifera; Eurotatoria; Philodinida; Philodinidae.
AUGGAACUUGACGAGGCAUCCACAGCUGACGGCUAUUAUGAUCGAAUCAAGGCUAUUUGUGGACAAAUCAGGGUCAAAGUUUUCGAAGCACUUCAAAGGCUUAGACAGAAUAAUGCUCUAUAUCGUAAUGUUACAAUUAAUCAAUUAAUAAUCAGCAAAUUACCUGAAGAUGAUGUACCGGAGUGUUUAUGGGCAACCAUGGAAGUUUCUACUAAUGUAGAAGCAGCUGAAAAUGAAAGAGCAAGUUACCUUCCUGAUCCGUUGACCAAUGCAUCUGAAUUUAACAAUACAACAGCUAUACCUAUAAUCUCAAGUGCUGUGUUAGAUGUCAAUAGUACCAAAGUGUCGUCUGAUGAAGUUGCUGAACAUCUUUUAGAACGAAUCAAAGCACAAGUGCCAGAAAAAACACACGGAAAAGACACCGAGCAAAACUCUAAACAAGACACUGUAUACAUAAUUCCUCGUGGCAACAAACCGGCCAAUGAAUAUUCUAAUCCAAAUCUUUUAUUAGAAAUCUUUCCUACCCUAUUCCCAUAUGAAUGUGGUGGGCUUGAGGAUGGUUCUCGACCGAUUCAAAUCAAUUUUCGUGAGCAUCUCAGAUAUCUUCUUUCGUAUGCAGAUCGCCGCUUUGAAGAACACUAUUCAUUUAUAUUCGUUGUCUUCAAUAUUUUACAACGCCGAACAGCAUGUUUCCACGCCAAAUUAAUGACAACAAGAUCGUGGUUUCAACAAUCUGCACAAGUUCUUAACUCAUUGAGUUCUGAAGAUGUAGCAGCAGCCCUUAUUAAUAUCUCAAAAGCGCCUUAUUCAAAAGUUACUGACGAGAGAAUAAAUACAUUGAUGAAGCACAUCAAAAUUAUUGGUGGUCACGUCAUGGGUUCAGCUCAUUCCAGAUCAGCUCUUCGAGAAAUUGGAUCGACAGCAAGUGAAGUUAUACCACCAUGUCUUCCAACACCAAAUCCUGCAUCGGAAGACUUCGAUCAAACGUUUCGCAAAGAUGUAGUUCAAUUGGUCGAAACCUGCAAUAUUCACAAGCAUUCUGCAACUUGCUAUAGAUAUUCUAAAGGCAAAAAUGAUAGUUCAAAAAGGUGUCGAAUGGGCAUGCCACGCGCACUAGUGAAUGUUUCUAAUAUUGACCUUACAACAGUGCGUGCCGAUCGAAUAUGGACAUUAAAUUCAUCUGGAGUGGUAAUGAUGCCAAAGCAUUAG